GUCUGAUAUUCUGAUAUUCUGAUAUCAGAUGAAAGAAACACCCCCACUAAUGAUAUACAAGUCAAAUGCAACAUCGUUAGGACUACGAUCACACAAGAGAUCCAGACUACGAAACAUGAUUGGCCUAGUCGCAUCUGGCACAGCGAGCACAGUCCUACGCAGGAAAUUAAAAAUUCAAUAUCACAUCCGCCACUUUACAGGGUAUUUCACAUUGCCGGCGGCUAUAUCGAGCGGUGAAUCCCGUAGGGCUUUCAAGCGGGGUGCCGAGUCAACUGUCUCGGCCAUAGGUCGUGCAUAUCUGCAACAGAGAGUGGGAUGAUAAUCUUAUAGGUGCUUGAUGGUAUAUAGGUUACAUUAAAAAGAUGAUAUACAUACCUACCUACCUACAUGCAGACAUGCUCACUAGGUAGAACCAGAUCUGACGCUUGCGUAUCCUAGUGGGUCAUAGCGUAAUGAAGUCCUGCAUAUCUAUAUCCGUCGUACGACCUGUGAAAGUCAUAAGGCUGAGUGAGAUUCCUCCAUUUUUAUAUUAAUCGCUUGAACUAAGCUCUCUUCCUUGUCUAACUCCAAGAGUCUCUCGCAUCCCGCCAUCAAUUAUCAUGGAGAAAGGCUCAACAGAAUCUCGAGAUCGCCUUCUCGGUGAAACAGAGUACAUCGAUGCGAAGUUCAGGAGCUCUGAUGAGUCUAAGAUAUCAAUACGCCGAUGGAUACGCAACAAUGCCCUUCUACUUGUGAUAUUUGUUCUUCUGCUAUACAUCGCCAUUUUCCUGACCAUUGACUCCGCGGCGAGAUUCGGGACGCAAAAGCAAUGCCUCGGAGCGGAUAAACACUUUAGGUUACCUGGGGACGCUGUACGGUACGAAGAGAAGCAGGAAUGGUAUACCCUUCGCGAACCUUGGAACAAGGAGCCGUCAGACGAACUUGAUGAUCUGUGGGAAGACUUAUUAUAUGCGUUGAAUAUCAGAGUUUCCCCUCAUGAAAUGGAACGACUUGGUUCAAACCUCACGAAUCGUAUCCAAGUUGAUGGUGGAGACUAUCUUGGCGUUAUGGGCGUAUACCAUCAUCUUCAUUGCCUGAAUAAUCUACGGAGGCUAGUUCAUUGGGAUUAUUAUGAGUCCCGUGUGUCAGAUGUAGGCUCUACGGGUCCUUUUGGAAAGGGGCACUCGGAUCACUGUAUCAAUGCAAUCCGUCAAGCCUUGAUGUGCCACGCAAACACCGAGAUACACACAGGACAAUGGAUUUACGACCCUGAUAGGCCUCAGGCUUCAAAACUAGGAUCGCACUCGAUAACUACAUGCGUGAAUUGGGAUAGCUUGAAUAAUUGGGCGCGUAGCAGAGCAUUGAGAUCGGGUGAAUACACCUACAGGCCUGUACCGAUCGAUGAAACCAUGUCAGAUUAGAGGAUAUAAUAACUUAUAAAUGCCUUUAAAUUCGUCAUCUGACAUGCAUUAUCAAGUACUACCCCACUGGAAGCACGAGAUCCUGCGCAAUGAUUAAGUUCUUGGUUAUAUAAUUACAACACGAGGCAGACAUAUUGGUUCCAUGAUAGUAAAUAUUCUCUUAUGUCACCACUGUAGACACAAGUAGUGUAUUUUUGAUGUAUUCUCCCCCGCACCUUGAAGCUGCGUCAGCCACGGGUAUGUAAGGAGUUCCCAAGUGCUUACGUCUUUUCUAGGCAAGGGGGAUGAUGCAACCGUAGCAGCAGAGGGUAGUAUUUGUUGGGCGUAUUCAAUGUACGACAGAAUCG
Molecule: messenger RNA, 1747 nt
Organism: Daldinia decipiens
Lineage: Eukaryota; Fungi; Ascomycota; Sordariomycetes; Xylariales; Hypoxylaceae
Exons: 4
Coding region: 600-1400 (266 amino acids)
Biological process (GO): mycotoxin biosynthetic process
Source: RefSeq, a predicted model, not a curated record